GUUACCUGGCUGCUUACAGGCAAGUGUGCCGGCCCUACUGCUCUAUAUAGCUGUGCUACUUCUACAGCUGUGAGGCCAGUUGUAUGUACUAAGGCAGCUGCUGAAGGAGGGACUGGAGCACACCUCUUCUGGAAAGAUGUUGUUCCAUAAAGUAUGUUUGGUGCUCCAACUGUGGCUAUGGACAUACUUCCCUUUCUGCACAAGUCAUGUAGGAACUUCUUCCAAGCAAAACUUCAGUCCCAGAAGACCUCAUCCCCUCAUGCAAGCCUUGCUGACCAGGACACUCCAUGACAAAGAAGAUUCCCUCUCCUUGGAAGAUGCAGAGAAGGAGCAGGGGUAUUACCUACAGCAGUUAUUUCACUUAUAUGGGGAGAAUGACACUUUAACCUAUGAAGGACUCACCCUGCUGCUUCAGAAUUUGGGACUAGGAAAAGUACAGGUGGUGGAGAUAGAACACACAGAUCUGGGGCAUGACCACGUCUCUCACCUUGAUAUCCUAGACGUUCAGGGAAAUAAGCAUAGCCAUAUGCACUCCAGCCGGGAACACUUGCAGUCAUCCACUACUAUGCCAUUGCCUGUGAUACAAACCAAGAAUGCUAGAAGCGUGGAGGUCAAUUCCGGUAUCACUCGUCCAGUGCAUGCGGUAUCACUAAAGUCCACACAAAUGCCACCACAUAAUGGGAAGAGAGGCUCUACGCAGCCAGGACAAAACCAGAGGCCAACAGAGGACAUUCUGAAACGCGUGAUUCAGUUGCACCAUUCUCAGUUUUCCCACCAACAUGAAAAUUGCUUGAAUGUGACACAGUUGUUAAUGAACUUUGGCCUUUCUUGGGUGUCUGCAAUCACCCCUCAACAAUUCUCCCUGCUUUGCCCUGCGCUGCUGUACCAGAUUGACAGCCGCGUGUGUAUCCACCAUAGUGAUGAACUGACUAAUUCCAAACCUGAUUCUAAGCAAGCAUUGCUGCAAGUUCUUGGUUGGGGGGCUCUUGCUGUGACGGUGAUCAGUGCCCCCUCCCUUUUAGCAGUUGCAUUUGUUCCACUUCUAAGACGCCCCCUGUUCCGCUAUUUGCUGAGGUUCCUGGUGGCCCUGGCAGUGGGGACGCUGUGCGGUGAUGCAUUACUGCAUCUAAUGCCACAUGCUCAGGAAGAUCACACUGGCAAUCAGCACGGUGGGAAAACUCAUGCAAUAGAACCAGUUCUAAAAGGGCUGAGCGUACUUGGGGGCUUGUACCUCCUUUUUCUGAUUGAAAAUCUUAUGGGACUGCUGAAGCAAAGACAACAACUGAAGAGACUUUCAAAACCAGAAGUGCCUGCAGGUGAUGAAAGCUACACCACUGCAUUAUGGGACCUUGGCAGCCCUGUUGAGUCUGAGUUUUGUGAAGUCUCCAGGGCAGCAGAAAUUUUGCAGAGAGGCAAUGAAGAAGUGGCAAUCAGACGAAGAGAUGAAAAAGACGCCCCUGCUCCGCAUAGUCAUUCAGGGCAUUCGCACAACAUGGCAAGCAAAGGCAUUACAGAGAUCGUAUGGAUGGUUCUUCUUGGGGAUGGUAUCCAUAAUUUUACUGACGGAUUGGCUAUUGGUGCAGCUUUCUCUUCCGGCUUUUCUGGAGGCCUCAGCACCACUGUUGCAGUGUUUUGCCAUGAGCUGCCACAUGAGCUUGGUGAUUUUGCCGUCUUACUGCAGAGUGGAGUCCCAGUGAGGAAGGUCCUCUUUUUCAGCUUGGUGUCAGCAUUCCUGUCAUUCUUUGGAAUGAUAAUUGGGGCUGUAGCCAGUCAGAACUCAGCUCAGAUAACUCCUUGGAUAUUUGCUGCUACAGCUGGCAUUUUUCUCUAUGUGGCAUUGGUAGAUAUGCUUCCACAAAUGUUACACCGGGAGACCGCUGAUCCAUGCCAGGGAAAGGACUGUGUCAUCCACAGCCUUGGAUUCCUGCUUGGUUGUGCCAUUAUGUUUUGCAUUGCUCUGUAUCAGGACCAGAUGGUGUUUCUGGACUUAUAGCGAAUGGAAGACAGUUGUUUUAUUAUUGGGCCCAAACAUAGAUCUGUACAGUGUUAAAGGUAUGUGUAAAAUAAAUUUGAAAAUUUAAAUACAUUCACA
Molecule: messenger RNA, 2092 nt
Organism: Xenopus tropicalis (tropical clawed frog)
Lineage: Eukaryota; Metazoa; Chordata; Amphibia; Anura; Pipidae
Gene: slc39a5
Product: solute carrier family 39 (zinc transporter), member 5
Exons: 12
Coding region: 137-1993 (618 amino acids)
Biological process (GO): bicarbonate transport; metal ion transport; transmembrane transport
Cellular component (GO): membrane
Molecular function (GO): metal ion transmembrane transporter activity
Source: RefSeq, a predicted model, not a curated record